AUGAAGUUUGCCAAAGAGCUUGAGCAGGACCACGUGCCAGAAUGGAGAGUCAAAUAUCUAAACUACAAGGCCGGCAAGAAAUAUAUCAAAACUGUCUCGAGAGCAAUUAACAAGGCAUAUGGAACGCCAUUAGGUCAAGGAAGAAAGGGGGACCUUCCACCUCAUGAGGCGACCCCUCGUCCUGGUCAAUUCUCUCGUCAGCAGAAUGGAGGCCCCGAAGCAGGAAUCGUAGAUGAAAUUGAAUCUCUACGAGCAAGCCCCGCACCCAUAGGACGUGCAACUCGGGGAACUCAUCACGCAUUAGGAGCUCAAUCGACACCUAUUCCCGCGCGGACAGAACGUCAAUCACUAACGACAUCGCCGGGAAAUGAGGGUCGAUAUGGUAGCUUUGUGCCUACACCCCCUUCAACUAUGGAAAGUUGGAAUAUGUUCGAGUUGCCAGGCCCUGCGAUGGGCGACCCUGCGAUCUCAAACGAACAACCUCCAUCUCGGCCGACAAACACGCUUCAGAAGACCAUCAGCCGGCAGUCCGUAAAGCGCAGUACAUCUAUGAACUCGGCAACUCCAGGAGGCACUUCACAACUAGCUUCCUAUCUUCGCCGGGGUUCUAUGGCUCAGCAAGACGCGUCGCCUGGCAGACUUCGGCGUAUAUUCUCGACCGGCCCGCACUUGACCCAGCGUCUUAACAGAACUGAGAGCGCAAAGUUCGGGUAUGGCUUGGAAGCGAUCGAAACGGUUAGGCAGCGUGAAAAAGACUUUUUUGACUUCCUAGAUAGCGAACUCGACAAAGUAGAGACGUUCUAUCGCCAGAAGGAAGAGCAGGCCGGACAACGCUUGGCUGUUCUCCGGGACCAAUUGCACGAGAUGCGGAAUCGACGUACACAAGAAAUAGCAGAGCUGAAACAACGUAAAGAAAGAGGCGAGGAUGGUAGUAGUCAUGAUAAUAAGGGGGUCUCAUCCGGUACCAAUAAUUCUCAAAGUUGGGUUGAUCCGAUUAAGUCCCGAAUAUUCAAGCCUGGCGCGAAUUCAAAGGCAUUUUCAAAGUUGCACUUCACUCCAGUGCUUGGCGCAAUGAGUGCAGACUCGCAAAGGGACUAUAUGAAGAGACCAUCUAGCCACGAAGUGUCAUACAGAACGGCAAAGCGAAAGUUAAAGUUGGCUUUGCAAGAGUUCUACAGAGGUCUAGAACUUCUCCAGUCUUAUGCCCAACUCAAUCGGACUGCUUUCCGAAAACUCAAUAAGAAGUAUGACAAGGCUGUUAAUGCUCGGCCGCCUUAUAAGUAUAUGAACGAGAAAGUCAACAAGUCAUGGUUCGUGAAUAGUACUACGGUGGAAGAAUAUAUUCAUUCGGUCGAAGACUUGUACGCGAGAUACUUCGAAAAGGGCAAUCGCAAGAUUGCCUCAGGGAAGCUCCAUCGCUUAAACCGGCGGCCGGGGGAUGAAUCCGCGAUCGCGUUUCGGAAUGGACUCUUCAUCGGUACCGGGGCAGUAUUUACCCUUCAGGGUCUCGUAUACGGUGCCCAGCUCUUAUUCGAUCCAGAUCCCGUGGUACAAGAACGAACUAGCUACCUUAUGCAGAUAUACGGUGGCUAUUUUCUAAUGCUCGUUCUAAUGUUCUUAUUCUGCAUUGACUGCUACAUGUGGACAAUUAACAAGAUCAAUUAUCCUUUCAUUUUCGAGUUCGACACGAGAAACAGCCUGGAUUGGAGACAACUGUCUAGCUUCCCUAGCUUUUUCCUCUUGCUUUUUGGUAUAUUUUUCUGGAUCAAUUUCACCAGGUAUGGGUCAGAAGAGUUAUAUUUAUACUACCCAAUAAUUUUAAUAGCCAUUACGCUCGCUAUCCUCGUACUUCCAGCACCGAUUUUAUGGCACAAGAGUCGCCAAUGGCUCAUGUAUUCUCAUUAUCGAUUAUUCUUCGCCGGAUUAUAUCCUGUCGAAUUCCGCGACUUUUUCCUCGGUGACAUGUAUUGCUCCCUUACCUAUGCUACUUCGAAUAUCGAACUCUUCUUUUGCCUCUAUGCACAUUCUUGGAAUAACCCCGUCCAAUGUAAUUCAAAUAAUUCUCGCUUGCUAGGAUUCUUUUCGGCAUUGCCCCCAGUCUGGCGUGCGCUGCAGUGUAUUCGUCGUUACCGCGAUACUAAGAACGUAUUCCCGCAUCUGGUCAAUGGUGGCAAGUAUGGCAUGACAAUCAUGUCGUCUGUGACCCUAUCGUUGUACCGCAUGAGAGCCACGGAUUCGAAUCUUGGCCUCUUUGUCACCUUUUCCAUUGUGAACAGCAUAUAUACCUCAAUAUGGGACUUAUUUAUGGAUUUCUCCUUUUUCCAGCCCGACACGCGACACCGGUUCCUUCGUGACAUCCUAGGGCUCAAACGUCGGUGGUUGUAUUAUGGGAUCAUGGUGCUUGAUCCAAUACUACGUUUUAGUUGGAUCUUCUACGCCAUUUUCACCCACAACAAGCAACACAGUACCAUCGUCUCAUUUCUCGUUGCCUUGGCCGAAGUCACACGUCGCGGCAUGUGGGCCUUGUUCCGCGUUGAGAAUGAACAUUGUGGCAACGUUGCUCAGUACAAGGCCAGCCGCGACGUGCCCCUACCCUACCCCUUGGUGCCUCAUGAACCCCUCGUUGAACGUCCCAGUAGCGAGGAAGAAGACCAAAAUCAUAUCGUCAGAACGGCAACGCAGUUAAAGCAAGCUCCUGUACUGCCUAUCGAGGGAGCUACGGCUAGUGCGAUUGACGUAAGCACAGUAGGUGCCUCAGCGCUUGGCCGCGAACAGACUAGAACGCAGAUACAAGCCCCAGCACAGGAGCAGGCUGGGGGAAGCGGAAUGCGGUGGCGCAGACGGCCCGAGAUACUGCGUGCGUGGUCGAUUCGUGGUAUUAUGGCCAACGCGCAUAAACAGGACUUCCAGAAGCGACGGAGACCACUGGAGUCUACAUCUUCGCAAGAUGUUAGUGAAUUAGGAGUAGAAGAGAGGGGAUUGCAGAGUGAGGAGGAAGACGAUGAUGAUGAUGACGACGACACAGGAAGUAUGCUUGAUGAGCGUAUGGAGGCCCGCCGGGCGGAGGGCUUGACUAAGCCCGAGAUGAGUGACGAGAGCGUAUAA
Messenger RNA from Daldinia childiae, 3105 nucleotides. Its product is annotated as Protein SYG1 like protein. Gene Ontology annotation, biological process: phosphate ion transport; cellular response to phosphate starvation. NCBI's taxonomy places the organism in Eukaryota, Fungi, Ascomycota, Sordariomycetes, Xylariales, Hypoxylaceae. Gene Ontology annotation, molecular function: inositol hexakisphosphate binding. The transcript is spliced from 5 exons. The coding region runs from base 1 to 3105 and encodes 1034 amino acids. Gene Ontology annotation, cellular component: cytoplasm; plasma membrane; Golgi apparatus. The record is from RefSeq and is a predicted model, not a curated record.